Neoarius graeffei (lesser salmon catfish) is the source of this 4887-nucleotide messenger RNA. RefSeq lists its product as uncharacterized. NCBI's taxonomy places the organism in Eukaryota, Metazoa, Chordata, Actinopteri, Siluriformes, Ariidae. The record is from RefSeq and is a predicted model, not a curated record. The transcript is spliced from 17 exons. Gene Ontology annotation, molecular function: protein binding. Bases 193 to 2781 code for a protein of 862 amino acids.
CCCGGAAGUGGUAAUCAGAUGAGCAUUUGGCCCCGCCCAUUGUUUACUAUCCGUGGAUUAUAAUUGAACUUUUUUUUUUUUUAAAAACCAAACAUUUAUUUUCGUAGUAAAUGCUUUGGAAGCUUGACGAGCACAUUUAACAAUUAUUUAUUUCGGGAUAAAUGACGGAUUCAGCACUUUAAAGCAGUUUUAAUGGCGUCUUCAGCGACGCUUGGUGAGUUCAUGCACACUCUCAGUGAAAUGGGUUUCACUGAGGAUCAGAUUCAGGCUGCAGUUCAGGCUGGGUGUUUCUCUGUACCAGAGGCAGCUGAAUGGAUUGUUCGGGCCGGCGGUCCAAGACACACACUGGUGCCACGUUCUGGACCAAUUACAAAUGCUUUUGCUGCUUUUAACCCUCCUAAAGAUGCCCGAGGAGCGCAGAUGGAGGGAAAAGGUGCUGAUUUGGUGCUGCACCAUCCUGCAGCAGCAACUGAACCUGUAAAGUCUCGAAUAAAGCAGGACAAUGACUUUCUCACUCAGGAGAGACGGAGAGCAGCAGAGCAUGCCCGGGCUGAGAGGAGACAAAACACACAGGAACGAGAGUUAAUCUUGAAGAGAAUAGCAGAGGAUCGCCGUGCUCAGCAGGAGAGAAAUACCGUCACUCCUACUGUCAGUGAACAAGACAAACCCAGUGAACGAGUGCAGAGUGGCACGGACAACAAUUGCAUUCUAAUGAUCCGUCUCCCCUCCGGUGAGUCUUUGCGUGUGUGUUUUCCGGCAGAUGCUCCUCUCCGGGACGUCAUUGACCACGUCACCUCCCUCCAUCCAUCUCUUCCCUCGUUCACACUUUUUCAUGGUUUUCCUCGUCGGCGCUUCAGUGACGAUGAUUUGUUACUGUCAUUGCGCUCUCUUGGUCUAACGCCGAAUGCUGCACUCGUCCUUCAGGCCAUCACUCCUCCUGAUCCCUCCAUCCCUGCCUCUGUCCAAGAUCCUGAGCCACCUCACAGUGACAUUCCUGCCCAGCAGGGGGCAGAUGAGUUACCCCAACCUGUAGCUCCACCCCAGAUUCAACCGCUACGCUGGGAAGACAUGAUGCAUGUUGGCAUUGCUGAACCUCAUCACCACUGGGGCCGUGGACAGAGACUGGUGCCAGGAGAAGAAGGUGGUGAUGAUGCUGCUUCUAAUGAUGAAGAACAAGCACUGGCAGACAGGAAUGCUGUACCUCAUCUUCCUUUCUUUAACGAGCUCAGAGAUCAGGAUCAACAUUACUGGCCGAAUCAUGGAAACAGACUCGGGGAUCCAGAUGCCCCCGUAGAUCCAGCAGAGGGCAGAGUGUUACCCGGUGAGGCAGCAUUGCAGCGUUUACAGAGAAAUAAUCAACAGCAACAUCACACGGAGUCUCUGACUCCCCCCAAGAAACCCUGCAGUGUGCCCAAACUCAUCACCAUGGCAACACGUGCCGCCAUCUCCCUCACCAGUGCUCCUUAUAUGCAGUUCGUUAGCAGUUUUUCAUGUUUGACCCCAGAGCUAGCUGAACGUUUGUUGGGUCACAUGACCUCAGAUCGCCUGCUGAACCCUCGAACUCUUCAGCUGUUCAUUGGUUGCUCACUUGGGACGUUAACAUUAAACAGCUACCCAUACACCACCAACACACUGCUGCAGCAACUCGGCACAUUUACACACCUCACACACCUCAGCUUGGUCAACUCGCCAUUAAUCACUGAUUGUGGGCUGUCUGUGUUGUGUAAUUUGGUGAAGCUGCAGUACUUGAAUCUCUCGUCUUGCUCUAAACUUACCGACAGCUGUUUACAUCACAUGACACCUCUCAGGUCCUUGUGUGUGUUGAUUCUGGAUCACACUAAAGUGAGUGAUGCUGGUCUGCUGGUCUUCCUUCAAUCAUGUCCUCCUGCACUUGUUCACCUGAGUUUAAACCAAACUGCUGUUACAGAGGAAACACUAACUGCACUGCGUGUGUGUGUGCCACAGCUGCGUCUGCUCAGCAUCACACACACCAGGGUGUGUGACGUGUCUGCUCUGGCCGAUCUGCACGAUCUACAGACUCUUCACCUCGACUUCACUCAGGUUAAAGAAGGCUCACUGCAGUGUCUUUCAGCGAACCAGAAUCUAUCAUCACUCAGUCUUCACGGUGUUCCUGUCAGUAGUGGUGAUCACACACUCGAGAUCCUCUCAGGGCUGAACCUGACUCAGCUAACACUUCCUGGCCGUCACUCAGUGACCGACGCUGGGCUUUUCUUUCUCUGCACACACACUCUGCUCUCUGAGCUUGACCUGAGCGAUUACACACACAUUACUGACCAGGGCAUCACACACUUGGGGCAAAUGACUCGGCUGAAGAAGCUUUCAUUGAGUAACACUCCGCUCACUGAUGUGGGCUUAUCAGCUCUGUCCACUCUCACUCUGCUGAUAGACGUGUGUCUCAACCGAACAGCUGUGACGAGUCGUGGAGUCGCUGCAUUCAUCACACACCUGCCUUAUCUGCAGGUUCUAGGUUUGUCUUGCACGCAGGUGGGAGAUUCAGUCCUGAAAGCAUUAAUUCAUUGCACUGAACUGAUCAAACUGAACCUGAGCAAAGCACGCAUCACUGAUCGGGGAUUAAAGUUUCUUCAUGGUAUGAAACUGAAUCAGGUAAAUCUGGACGGUACCGGUGUGACUGCAGGGGGCGUGGUCAACCUGCUCUCCGCCUCUCCUCACCUGAUCAGUAUCCGUGCCAAUAAUACACAACCGCUCUCUGCUGAGGAACAAAGUGAUGAUGAUGAUGGUGGUGGGACUGAUGAAGCUUGACCAUUACACUGAGACAGCUCUGAUCAAGCCAUUUAUGCACACACACACACACACACACACACACACACACACACUGUCUUGAUUUAACACAUCAUAAUCAUCUUAACAACAAAGUAAUAGUCACACACAAUACUUCUUACCCACUCAAGAUAGCUUUCCAAAUAAAAAACAAUACAUGCAAUAAUGUAACAUGGCUGUUAUUAAAAAUAUAAAUUAUAUUGUAGUAAUAUUGUUAUCAGAUGGCUGCAAAUGAACUAGUUUUGAUUAUCAUGAGCUAAAACUCCCUUUGGUGUGGUUUUGGAGUUAAUUGGGAGGCUCUGGCUGAAAGUAGGGCUUUCAGAUCCAGUGAAAUUCACACACACUUUCAUUUACCAAUAGUGUUAUUGCUUUAAUCAUAUUAUUUUUGCAAAAAUUAAUAAACUCACAGUUUAAUCAGUCAUGCUUAGAAAAAAAAACUGGAAACAAGGUAACAGUGGUGCUUGAAAAUUUGUGAGCCCUUUAGAAUUGUCUAUAUUUCUGCAUAAAUAUGACCUAAAACAUCAGAUUUCCACAUAAGUCCUAAAAGUAGAUAAAGAGAACCCAGUUAAACAAAUAAGACAAAAAAUAUUAUACUUGGUCAUUUAUUCAUUGAGGAAAAUGAUCCAAUAUUACAUAUCUGUGAGUGGCAAAAGUAUGUGAACCUCUAGGAUUAGUAGUUAAUUUGAAGGUGAAAUUAGAGUCCGGUGUUUUCAAUCAAUGGGAUGACAAUCAGGUGUGAGUGGGCACCCUGUUUUAUUUAAAGAACAGGGAUCUAUCAAAGUCUGAUCUUCACAACACGUUUGUGGGAGUGUAUCAUGGCAUGAAUAAAGGAGAUUUCUGAGGACCUUGGAAAAAGCAUUGUUGAUGCUCAUCAGGCUGGAAAAGGUUACAAAACCAUCUCUAAAGAGUUUGGACUCCACCAAUCCACAAUCAGACAGAUUGUGUACAAAUCAGGCAAAUGGAGGAAAUUCAAGACCAUUGUUACCCUCCCUAGGAGUGGUCGACCAACAAAGAUCACUCCAAGAGCAAAGCGUGUAAUAGUCGGCGAGGUCACAAAGGACCCCAGGGUAACUUCUAAGCAACUGAAGGCCUCUCUCACAUUGGCUAAUGUUCACGAGUCCACCAUCAGGAGAACACUGAACAACAACGGUGUGCAUGGCAGGGUUACAAGGAGAAAGCCACUGCUCUCCAAAAAGAACAUUGCUUCUCAUCUGCAGUUUGCUAAAGAUCACGUAGACAAGCCAGAAGGCUAUUGGAAAAAUGUUUUGUGGACGGAUGAGUCCAAAAUAGAACUUUUUGGCUUAAAUGAGAAGUGUUAUGUUUGGAGAAAGGAAAACACUGCAUUCCAGCACAAGAACCUUAUCCCAUCUGUGAAACGUGGUGGUAGUAUCAUGGUUUGGGCCUGUUUUACUGCAUCUGGGCCCGGACGGGUUGCCAUCAUUGAUGGAACAAUGAAUUCUGAAUUAUACCAGCGAAUUCUAAAGGAAAAUGUCAGGACAUCUGUCCAUGAACUGAAUCUCAAGAGAAGGUGAGUCAUGCAGCAAGACAACGACCCUAAGCAUACAAGUUGUUCUACCAAAGAAUGGUUAAAGAAGAAUAAAGUUAAUGUUUUGGAAUGGCCAAGUCAAAGUCCUGACCUUAAUCCAAUCAAAAUGUUGUGGAAGGACCUGAAGCGAGCAGUUCAUGUGAGGAAACCCACCAACAUCCCAGAGCUGAAGCUGUUCUGUACGGAGGAAUGGGCUAAAAUUGCUCCAAGCUGGUGUGCAGGACUGAUCAACAGUUACCAGAAACGUUUAGUUGCAGUUAUUGCUGCACAAGGGGGUCACACCAGAUACUGAAAGCAAAGGUUCACAUACUUUUGUCAUUCACAGAUAUGUAAUAUUGGAUCAUUUUCCUCAAGUGUGAAACUAAAGCGUUUAUGAAUCGGACAUUGUUUUGUUUUUAUUAGUUGGAACAAUGUAAUAUGUUUAAGUUGUGCCAUAUGAUACAGAAUUACAAAAUUCGGUGAAUCAAAACAAUUUCCAGUAAUCAGUAUUUUAAACAGUCCUAAAUAAUUUAAGACUUAAGCUUGAAACUUCAAAAUGUAAC